This is a messenger RNA of Oncorhynchus keta (chum salmon), 2688 nucleotides long. Its product is annotated as proline-rich protein 36-like. Lineage: Eukaryota; Metazoa; Chordata; Actinopteri; Salmoniformes; Salmonidae. The transcript is spliced from 5 exons. The record is from RefSeq and is a predicted model, not a curated record. The coding region runs from base 1 to 2688 and encodes 895 amino acids.
AUGAGCUUGUCGCUACUCCCCCUCUCAGCGCUACUCCCCCUCUCAGCGCUAUUCCCCUCUCAGCGCUACUCCCCCUCUCAGUGCUACUCCCCCUCUCAGCGCUACUCCCCCCUCUCAGCGCUACUCCCCUCUCAGCGCUAUUCCCCCUCUCAGCGCUAUUCCCCCUCUCAGCGCUACUCCCCUCUCUGCGCUACUCCCCCCUCUCUGCGCGCUACUCCCCUCUCAGCGCUCUUCCCCUCUCAGCGCUACUCCCCCUCAGCGCUACUCCCCCUCCUCAGCGCUACUCCCCUCUCAGCGCUACUCCCCCUCUCUGCGCUACUCCCCUCUCAGCGCUACUCCCCCUCUCAGCGCUACUCCCCUCUCAGCGCUAUUCCCCCUCUCAGCGCUACUCCCUCUCAGCGCUACUCCCCCUCUCAGCGCUACCCCCUCUCAGCGCUUUCCCCUCUCAGCGCUACUCCCCCUCUCUGCGCUACUCCCCUCUCAGCGCUACUCCCCUCUCAGCGCUACUCCCCCUCUCAGCGCUACUCCCCCUCUCAGCGCUAUUCCCCUCUCAGCCCUCCCCCUCUCAGCGCUACUCCCCUCUCAGCGCUACCCCCUCUCAGCGCUACUCCCCCUCUCAGCGCUACCCUCUCAGCGCUAUUCCCUCUCAGCGCUACUCCCCCUACCCUCUCAGCGCUACUCCCCUCUCAGCGCUACUCCCCUCUCAGCGCUAUUCCCCCUCUCAGCGCUAUUCCCCCUCUCAGCGCUACUCCCCUCCAGCGCUACUCCCCCUCAGCGCUACUCCCCCUCUCAGGCGCUACUCCCCUCUCAGCGCUAUUCCCCUCUCAGCGCUUCUCCCCCUCUCAGCGCUACUCCCCCUCUCAGCGCUACUUCCCCCCUCUCAGCGCUACUCCCCCUCUCAGCGCUACUCCCCCUCUCAGCGCUAUCCCCUCUCAGCCCUCCCCCUCUCUGCGCUGCUCCCCCUCUCAGCGCUACUCCCCUCUCAGCGCUUACUCCCCUCUCUGCGCUUUCCCCUCUCAGCUAUUCCCCUAUCUCAGCGCUACUCCCCCUCUCAGCGCUACUCCCCCUCUCAGCGCUACUCCCUCUCAGCGCUACUUCCCUCUCUGCGCUACUCCCUCUCAGCGCUACUCCCCUCUCAGCGCUACUCCCCUCUCAGCGCUACUCCCCCUCUCUGCGCUACUCCCCCUCUCAGCGCUACUCCCCUCAGCGCUACUCCCCUCUCAGCGCUUACUCCCCCUCUCAGCGCUACUUCCUCUCAGCGCUACUCCCUCUCAGCGCUACUUCCCCUCUCAGCGCUACUCCCCCUCUCAGCGCUACUCCCCUCUCUGCACUACUCCCCCUCUCAGCGCUACUCCCCUCUCUGCGCUAUUCCCCGCUCAGCGCUACUCCCCCUCUCAGCGCUACUCCCCUCUCAGCGCUACUCCCCUCUCUGCGCUACUCCCCUCUCAGCGCUAUUCCCCUCUCAGCGCUUACUCCCCCUCUCAGCGCUAUUCCCCCUCUCAGCGCUACUCCCCUCUCAGCGCUACUCCCCCUCUCUGCGCUCUCCCCCUCUCAGCGCUACUCCCCCUCUCAGCGCUACUCCCCCUCUCAGCGCUAUACUCCCCCCUCUCAGCGCUACUCCCCUCUCAGCGCUACUCCCCUCUCAGCGCUACUCCCCUCUCAGCGCUAUUCCCCCUCUCAGCGCUUGGCUCCCCCUCUCAGCGCUACUCCCCUCUCAGCGCUACUCCCUCUGCGCUCUUCCCUUCUCAGCGCUCUUCCCCUCUCAGCGCUACUCCCCCUCUCAGCGCUACUCCCCCUCAGCGCUACUCCCCCUCUCAGCGCUAUUCCCCCUCUCAGCGCUACUCCCUCUCACGCUCCCCCUCUCAGCGCUACUCCCCCUCUCAGCGCUACUCCCCCUCUCAGCGCUACUCCCCCUCUCAGCGCUACUCCCCCUCUCAGCGCUACUCCCCCUCUCAGCGCUACUCCCCCUCUCAGCGCUACUCCCCCUCUCAGCGCUAUUCCCCCUCUCAGCGCUACUCCCCCUCUCAGCGCUACUCCCCCUCUCUGCGCUACUCCCCCUCUCUGCGCUACUCCCCCUCUCUGCGCUACUCCCCCUCUCAGCGCUACUCCCCCUCUCUGCGCUAUUCCCCCUCUCAGCGCUACUCCCCCUCUCAGCGCUACUCCCCCUCUCAGCGCUACUCCCCCUCUCAGCGCUACUCCCCCUCUCAGCGCUACUCCCCCUCUCUGCGCUACUCCCCCUCUCUGCGCUACUCCCCCUCUCAGCGCUACUCCCCCUCUCAGCGCUACUCCCCCUCUCAGCGCUACUCCCCCUCUCUGCGCUACUCCCCCUCUCAGCGCUACUCCCCCUCUCUGCGCUAUUCCCCCGCUCAGCGCUACUCCCCCUCUCAGCGCUUACUCCCCUCUCAGCGCUACUCCCCUCUCUGCGCGCUACUCCCCUCUCAGCGCUACUCCCCCUCUCUGCACUACUUCCUCUCAGCGCUCUCCCCCUCUCUGCGCUAUUCCCCCGCUCAGCGCUACUCCCCCCUCUCAGCGCUACUCCCCUCUCAGCGCUACUCCCCUCUCUGCGCUUACUCCCCCUCUCAGCGCUAUUCCCCUCUCAGCGCUACUCCCCCUCUCAGCGCUAUUCCCCCUCUCAGCGCUACUCCCCCUCCCCACUCUUUAUUGCUACGUUUUAUAACAGUCAUCUGA